UUAAAAACUUCCAAGAAAAACACUUGGUCGGCAGAUGUACCACGAACACAAGCCUCGCGAACAAUGGCCGGGCUAACAAAAGCCGGGCGAACAAAGGCCGGGCGAUCGAGUGGUCGAUGAGCACGUCCGCACGUGACGGGUGCCUUUAUCGGAAUAACGAACGAGUUACGAACAUAACUAGAACUAUGUGUGGGACAACGAUUUAAUAGGCUAUGGAGAGAACGUAGAGUCCGCUCACGGCUAGAGUGAAGAUAUUGAAAAUAGGGAGCUAGAUAGGAAGGAGGUUCUAGGUUCUAGGGAAACUAUGAUGAACGGACCGUAAUGUUUCCGUUGUAAAGAUAAACUUUAAACUUUCUAAAAGAGUUACUUGUUGUCUUAAUUGGAGCGACUUACUCGCAACCUUAUAUUAUAUUAUAUUAUAUUACCUAAUAUAUACCUAUAUAUAAACCUAUACCAAUUAUAUUACCUAAUCAAUAAAUUAAUUAAUUUUUUUUUGAUCUGAUACUUAAAAUCCUAAUCCAUUGCGAUAAGAUUUGACGAGUUAAUUACUAUAAAAAUCUUCAAGUGUCUGUAAAAAGUCACUUGGAAGUCGAGUUUCUCGCAGUUUAUUACACUGUGAUCCUAGGAUGAGAGGUUUUAAUGUAUUGGCGCUGCUUGCGCUGGCGACUGCUGCCCAUGCCUUCGUACCCAUAGAGACCAACUACCAUGAGGUGAUCGGGAUCCCUAUGGCGAUGGAGCUCAAGAGCGCUGAGGAGGGCGCUGACUUCGACGGCGCCAGGAUCGUAGGAGGCAGUGUGGCGGGGCUAGGCACUCAUCCACAUCUUGCCGCUAUGGUGAUUACUCUGACCGACGGUCGCACCUCCAUGUGCGGAGCCUCCCUGCUGAGCCACACUCGCUCCGUGACCGCGGCUCACUGCUGGAGGACCAGGAGCGCUCAAGGACGCACGCUUCAAUUGGGUUUCGGCACCACUCAGUUCUUCACUGGUGGAUUCAGAAUUAACACUAACAAUGUUCAAAUGCACGGCAGCUACAACAUGGACAAUCUUCACAACGACGUGGCUAUGAUUAUCCACGGACGGGUCGGAUACACAAAUGUGAUCCAGCCGAUCUUCCUGCCCCCCUCACAUCUCCUCAACAACCAAUUCGUGGGUACCUGGGCCUGGGCUGCUGGUUAUGGAAGAACCAGCGACGCAAGUGGUAGUAACACCCGGAAGCAUCAAGUGGCUCUUCAAGUGAUCACCAAUGCAGACUGCGCGCGUACUUUCGGUAACGGUGUCAUCGCGUCGACCCUCUGCGUGAACACCCAGGGGGGGCGCAGCACCUGCCGCGGAGACUCCGGUGGACCCCUCGCUUUCACGUAUGGAGGACGUCGCACCCUGAUCGGGAUCACCUCGUUUGGCGCUGCUCAAUGUCAGCGGGGACAUCCGGCUGGUUUCGCCAGGGUCACCUCGUUCGCUUCUUGGAUACGUGCUAGACUCUAGAUGAUUUACAAAAUAAGCGUAUAAUAACGAUUUACAAAAUAAACGUAUUUAUUUUUCACUGAA
This is a messenger RNA of Bombyx mori (domestic silkworm), 1544 nucleotides long. Its product is annotated as collagenase. The transcript has 5 exons. Gene Ontology annotation, molecular function: serine-type endopeptidase activity. Gene Ontology annotation, biological process: proteolysis. The record is from RefSeq and is a predicted model, not a curated record. Lineage: Eukaryota; Metazoa; Arthropoda; Insecta; Lepidoptera; Bombycidae. Bases 627 to 1481 code for a protein of 284 amino acids.